AUGUCCAUCUACGGAAACGAAGAGCAAUCUGACAAUCACGGCGAGCAAUCCGAGACCUACGGUGAGAAGCAGAAGACUGGUUAUGAAGGUAGAGAAGAUGAUAAUCAAUCUGGUGGAUAUGGUGGUACAGGAAGAGAUAAUACGAGCGGUGUUCUAGGUGAAGAUGAUGAUAAUGAGUCGGGUGAUGCUCAUGGUACCACUAGAGAGGAUGGUUAUAGUAGUACCAGGAAGGAUGACACGAACAGUGGCUUUUGUCAAGAUGAUACAGUAUCUGGUGAUAGCUAUGGUAGCACUUGGAAUGAGAAUACGAGUGGCGGCUUGAAUGAUGAUGGUGUAUCGUCUGGAGAUGCUUACGGCAGCACCAAGAGCUAUGGUACGACAAGUGGAUAUGUUCAAGACGUUACCUCAUCUGGAGGUGCGUAUGACGGUACUGGAAGAGACACUGCAGGAGACAAUUCACAAUCUGAUGAUAGGUAUGGUAGCAUCGGAAACAACAAUGCAAGAAGUGGCUUGAGUGAUGACAACAUCUCAUCCGGAGAUACAUAUGGUAGCACUGGAAGAGAUAAUACAUCAUUUGGUGAUGCAUAUGGCAGCACCAGGAAGGAUGACGCAAGCAGCAGCUACAAUAAUGAUGUCACAUCCACGGAUGAUGCAUUUGGCUCUACCACUGGUGCCGGAAGUAGUUCAUAUAAUGAUGACAAGAUUGGUGGAUUUGGAGGAGUCAAGGCUAGCUCUUCUGAAUACGGUGAUGUUACUGCUGACUCUGACGUCUCAGGUGGAUAUGGUAGAGACAAGAGUGAUUCUCAAGGUUUGGGUGGAAGUGGUGAUAAUACUAUAUCUGGAGGCUAUGGUGAUGAUGACAACCAAACCUCCAGUGGUUAUGGAGCCGCCAAGUCUGGUUAUGGAGAGGGAGAUUAUGAUAACAAUCAUCAGACAAUCUCCAGUAGAUAUGGUGAUGAUGACCAGAGCAAGUCUGCAUUGAAGAAGGGCUUGGAAAAGGCGAAAGAAUUGUUCCAUAAAAACUGA
Molecule: messenger RNA, 1026 nt
Organism: Botrytis byssoidea
Lineage: Eukaryota; Fungi; Ascomycota; Leotiomycetes; Helotiales; Sclerotiniaceae
Exons: 3
Coding region: 1-1026 (341 amino acids)
Source: RefSeq, a predicted model, not a curated record